AAUGCUAAAAAGAAAUUAGACGACUGUAUUUCUGAGAAUGUUGACCCAAGACAAUGGAAGAAAAAAAUAAGCGAUACAGAGCAAUGUUUAGACAAAUGUUUGAAGCUCAAAAUACCUUCAAAUGAUGAAGACAUUAUGGCUGCAAAGACUGUUCUAGAUUUUCUUAGAUGUAAAGACAAACUUCGAGAUUGUAAACUGAGAAGACACUUAGGGGUAACAAUAAAAACCUUAGAUCUUGUCAGUCGCUAUAGAAACAAAAUUGCUGUUACAAAAGAGAUUGAAACUGUCAGAAAAUUGAAAGAAGAGCUGACUGCACUUAGAGGCUCAGCAUUGGAAAAAGCUCACAGAGAUGUGCUGGCUUUGCACCAUCCACCUGUGGAAGUAGAGGACGUGUUUAAAUCCUUGCUAGUGCUGUUGGGGGAAUCCGAUGUCGCUGAUUUGGAAUGGGCUUCAGUUCAAAAACGUCUUAAAGAACUCGCGGAAAGGGAAUCUGUGCUGAACAGAAUGAAAAUGAUACAAAAGAAGGAAAUAAACAAACAAAAGAAACAAAGAGUGAUGGAGAUCCUUGGAAAAUAUAAUGGCAACCAAAACCGCAUUAGAGAAGCCAGCAGUGAUGCAUAUAGAUUUUAUGCGUGGAUACUAAAUGUCAUUAAAGAGCAAGGGGCAAGCCUGUAACUGGCAAAUUCAUGAAAAAAAUAGUUUACUUGAUUUCUUAGAAAUAUGUAUAUAGCAUAGACAUGUUGCGUUUCAACAAACAAGAGACGAUUAUGUGUAUAACUUGUUUCAGUACUAAGUGUAAAAUCAUCAUUGACUCUGUUAUGUUAUAAUUGCAUGUGAUUUUAUAUUUUAUGUAUGAAGGUAAACGGAAUUUCCCUUAAUAUGGACCUUAUGAAAAGAGCAAACUGUCGAAAUGAUAAGGUAUGACUAAGCAAGGGGAUUUAUGUCACGAAAUAUU
Messenger RNA from Mercenaria mercenaria, 955 nucleotides. RefSeq lists its product as uncharacterized. Bases 136 to 675 code for a protein of 179 amino acids. NCBI's taxonomy places the organism in Eukaryota, Metazoa, Mollusca, Bivalvia, Venerida, Veneridae. The record is from RefSeq and is a predicted model, not a curated record. The transcript is spliced from 4 exons.